AUGAAGCGUGCAAAACAUCUGUCCUCCACUAAUAACAAAACAGCAAAAGUUCCAGAAUUAGAUAAGAAAAGACUACUUAUUUCUUCAGUGUCACCUAAACUAAAGGAAAAACAUAAACCAAAAUUAGUACAUGACAAAAGUGAACCAAUGAUCCUGGGCUCUCCACCAACAGGAGAAUCCAUUGUAAGAUAUGCUUUGCCCAUUCCAUCGAGUAAGACAGAGGAGUUAAUAGCAGAAGAUGAAACGAUCAGGAAAACUACCAAACAUCUGAGUCUGGUUGUUUCUAAUUUGGAAGAAGCCUAUGGAAUUGACACUGAACAUAGAAAAAAAUCAUCUAUGAAAUCUAACAAUGAAGAAAUAUCUUUCUCUGUUGGGGAUGAUCUCAAUUCAUUGUUGGUAUGUUGUUCACAAUAUGCAACGCAGUUAGAAGAAACAGUUAAAGAAGAAUGCAAUGCAUGGUGGUCACCUUUUGUUCCUGUCAACGUUACCACUGAAGUUAAAUCGGUUGAAAUGCACCAUGAGGCUUUGAGUGAAGCUCUGCCUGGGGACAGUGUAGGCUUCGAUGUAAAGAACAUCUCUGCCAAAGAUAUUCACCAUGGCAAUGUGGCUGGUGACAGCAAAAAUGACCCAGCAAUGGAAGCAGCUGGCAUCACUGUACAGCUGAUCAUCCUGAACCCUCCAGAAACUGGUUUUUCGACGAUUCAUGGAUUGAACUCAAUGUUGAAAAUAUUUGAAAAACAGUCAAGUAUGUUAGAGAGAGCUCUCAAUGAUCACGAUUUGUUAGAAGCUAAAUAUAGUAAGAUGCAAAGUGAUUUCCAGUCAUUAACAGAGGAGAAAUCAGUGUUGGAAAAUGAGCUACAAAAGUUGAAGAAUCCAGAGAAAACAAAGGCUACACUUGAUAAAACAAAGAAAACACCUGUAAAAUCAGAGAAGAAAAAAGACAAAGGAAAAUCUGAGGAAUCAGAUGAGAAGAAGUCUGUGACCAAACAGUCAAAAACAAAAGAUAUUCUUGAAAUACAGAAAGCAGUAAAUGCUCUGGAAAUUGAGAACAAAGUACUUCAGGAACAAUUGAAACAGGCUGUACAGGAAGCUGAAAAAACUAAGCAUCAACUUGACUAUUUUCUAAAUCAAAAGAAAGAAUUACUUACAAGUGAGCAGACUAAGAUAACCCUACAAGUGGAUACUAGUAAACCACAUGCUAAAAGUUUAGGCUCAGAAAGUGUGCAACUGGAAAAAGAAAGAAGGAAAACACUUUCAGAUUCAGGUCAACAAAAGUUGGAUUAUAAAAUCCAAGAACACUCACAGGAGGAAGAUAAUUUUAAGUCAUUUCAAUUCAGUUCAGUCCAUGAGGAAACAUGGACUGACAGUAUGCUUGCUGUGAAAGGCACAGUGUUAGAUAUUAUGGAGUGUGGAGACAAAGAUGACAGAUAUGUGCUACUUGCCCUCAAUUUCUUAACAGUCUACUCAGAGAAGAAAAGAUCUAGCCCUGCUAUUUCAGAUCUUUCACAGAUCCUCAAGUCUCAACAUAACUCAACUUUUUUAGAGAAACGAAAAGAAGUCUCAUUCAGUGAAGAACUGUCCCAUGCACCUACAUCAGAGACCCAAGAUAAAUCAUUGUCAUCAGUAUUAUCCAGCAAAGAAAUUCGAGCUUCACUGCCGGUGGGAACAUUACCUGAAAGGAAUGAAACAGUAACAGAUCCACCUAUGUCACAUCCUGCUUUUAGUAAAAGAAAAUCAAAGGAUAGUGAUACCUUAAAGACUGGUGUUUCAGACGAGAAGUUGCAAAAUAAGGAUGAGAAACAAACAUACCAAGGUCAGAAAAUGGACAGUGGAGGAGAUAAAAGUUUACCAGUGGAUCAAGGUUUAAACUCACAUGUCCAACCUCAAAUUGAAAAAUGCGGAAGUGUUCAACCUAACAUUCAGAAUAGGCAGGAAACAGGCGAGCUUGCUGAUGAAGGUCGUUUGUCUUUGGAUAAAUGUUCAGAUUCAAAUAAUCAACUUCAGAUUACAAAUGAUAUUUCAGAAACUGAAUGUAGUAGUCAGAAUGAUGUGCUAGAUGAAAAUCUUAUCCUUGAGAACAAAGAUGUAAAAACUCAGAUGAAUGGAAAGAAACAAAUAACUUUCAGUGGGGAAAACCCCAAUACUCAUAAUGAAGUAUCUGAUGAAAAUCUCAUGAUUGAGGGUAAAGACUCAGUGUCCAAAACCCACACUCAAGUAAAGAAACAAAGAACUUCCAGAGAGGAAAGACACAGUAUUCAGGAUGAAGUACCUAAAGAAAAUAGUGUGCAUGAGGAUCAAGAUUCAGUGUCAAAACCCGAAAUUCAAGUAAAAAAACAAAGGACUUCCAGAGGGAAAAACCACAGUAUUCAGGAUGAAGUACCUGAGGAAAAUGUUAUGCUUGAGGAUCAAGAUUCAGUGUCAAAACCCCAAGUUCAAAUAAAGAAACAAAGAACUUCCAGAGAAGAAAAACAUAGUAGGCAUGAUCAAGUAUCUGAUGACAAUCUUAUGCAUGAGGAUCAAGAUUCUGUCUCACAAAACCACAUGCAAGUAAAGAAACAAAGAACGUCUAGAGAGGAAGAACGCAAUACUCUUGUUGAGGUUCCAGAUGAAAAUCUUGUGCUUGAGAACCAAGAUUCAAUGUCAGAUGCCCAAAUGAAAGUAGAAAAGAAAAUGACUUCCACAGGGGAAAAACUCUAUACACUUGAUGAAGUACCAGAAGAAAAUCUUAUGCUUGAGAAACAAAGUGCUCCCAAAGAGGAAAAACAUAAAU
This is a messenger RNA of Chrysochloris asiatica (Cape golden mole), 2770 nucleotides long. Its product is annotated as putative leucine-rich repeat-containing protein DDB_G0290503-like. The record is from RefSeq and is a predicted model, not a curated record. The transcript has 23 exons. The annotation marks the transcript as partial. NCBI's taxonomy places the organism in Eukaryota, Metazoa, Chordata, Mammalia, Afrosoricida, Chrysochloridae.